Molecule: messenger RNA, 1146 nt
Organism: Priapulus caudatus
Lineage: Eukaryota; Metazoa; Priapulida; Priapulimorpha; Priapulimorphida; Priapulidae
Exons: 3
Coding region: 350-772 (140 amino acids)
Source: RefSeq, a predicted model, not a curated record
CGGAUUUCACGUGGCGCCCUCUAUACACAGCAUCGAUUUCAUCGCGCUGUCUGCGCGGGAGAGUAAAAUAGUCCCGAAGCAGAAACCUUCACUCCCACCAACACUAACACCAACCUCCAGCCCAAUAAAAGCGAGUGGUGCUCGCUGGGCACAAAGUGGAGUAAUUAAAUCCAGUGGCAGACGAAAUGUGAGAGUUGCGCGCUAAACAGAACGGACGGCGGAGAAGGUUCGUGGUGUUAGAGGAAUCAUAACCGGUGACGGGACGCAACAGUGUCGGGAGUUUGCGUCUGCGUUAGCGUCAGCGCCUGCGUGGUGUAUACGUGUGUUUGGUCGGUUGCGACUGUGGCUUAUGGGUAUAAAAAUUCGGCCGCUACCGUGCGUGGAGCCAAGCUGGACGUCUAAGACUGCCGACAGCAAGUCACUGACUUCAAUGGAUCCAAUUGUCACCGAAACACAGAAAGAUCAGCCAACGGAGAGUGGUCGGUCGCCAUUGGUCGUGCGGCAACGAUCAAAAAAAAAAUCCUGCCGUAUCUGCAAAUGGCUGAGGACGUACGGACUGGCCAUCUUAGCAGUAUGCUACUUCAUCCUAGUCCUGCCCACGGGUUUGCUGCUGUGCAUCUGGGGCAUUCACCGCGAUAACCAGCCAGCGCUCGCAGGCGGUCUCACAGGAAUCAUCGUACCGGCGCUCGUCGCGCCCUCUGUCUACUUCGGAGUGCGGCUCUCCCGGCAGCAGCGGAAAGACAGACGGGCGCUCUACCGCGUGGAAGUCUAGCGCUGCUUACGCCCCCUAGUGGCCACCACCUCUACCGAUUCUGCUCACACAUAAACGAUCUCGCAUAAUCGCGCUCGCGCGGUUUUUUCCCGGAAGGAUGGUAGGUGGCGCCCCUUGCGGCGGUGUCCAGCCGCGCGCGCAUGACGAAAUUCGUCAGAUCAUUCGCCCUCUACGAAAUCAGUGUCGCAGUCAAGUGACAACGGCGAUGGUGACAGCGACGACAGUGAUGCGACACUCCGGUGCAGAUGUCGCACGUCGGGCUUUCUCACGAAAUGAUACCUUUCUCUCGCACGUUCGCCUUCCCCACCGGUAGAGGGCGCGCGGAGCUCCGACCAUGCACGGCAGGGGGCGCAGGAGGCAGCAUGAUGCUCCGU